Neogale vison (American mink) is the source of this 3983-nucleotide messenger RNA. RefSeq names its product tyrosine kinase with immunoglobulin like and EGF like domains 1 (gene TIE1). The coding region runs from base 397 to 3810 and encodes 1137 amino acids. Gene Ontology annotation, biological process: positive regulation of kinase activity; multicellular organism development; protein phosphorylation. The record is from RefSeq and is a predicted model, not a curated record. The transcript is spliced from 23 exons. Gene Ontology annotation, molecular function: ATP binding; protein binding; transmembrane receptor protein tyrosine kinase activity. Gene Ontology annotation, cellular component: signaling receptor complex. Lineage: Eukaryota; Metazoa; Chordata; Mammalia; Carnivora; Mustelidae.
AGCCACUGGCUUCCUCCCUUUCCUGCCUCCUGCCUCCUGCCUGUUGGCAAGGCAGAGGACCAAAGGGAGGAGAGGAGAGGGGAAAACCUGUCCCAUAGUGCCUAGGUCUGCCCUUACAACUCUCCCCCACCUCAAGUGACCCCAUUCCAGGGCCUUCCAGGCCACACCCAUCCUUGGCUUUGUGAGGGCCGGACUGGGGUGGGGGGCCUGUUCAGUGAGCAGAAGCAGGAUAGGUCCUCCCCACCCCUCCACGGCUACCCCUCCCACCCAAGCCACCUCAUUUCCUCUUCCUCCCCAGCACCAACACGCACUAAACAGUACAGGCCCAGCAUCUAGAACCAGACUAACUGACCGGAGGCCUAGCUUGUCCUGGCUGACCUGGUCAGCCUCCAGAGUAUGGUCUGGCUGGGGCCUCCUUUGCUGCUCCCCAUCCUCUUUCUGGCUUCUCAUGUCGGCGCCGCGGUGGACCUGACGCUGCUGGCCGACCUGCGGCUCACCGAGCCCCAGCGCUUCUUCCUGACCUGCGUGUCCGGGGAGGCCGGGCCAGGCGCGGGCGCCGACGCCUGGGGACCCCCGCUGCUGCUGGAGAAGGACGACCGCAUCGUGCGCACGCCGCGACCCGGGCAGCCCCCGCACCUGCUGCGCAACGGCUCGCACAGCGUCACGCUGCGCGGCUUCUCGCAGCCCUCAGACCUCGUGGGCGUCUUCUCGUGCGUGGGCGGCGCGGGGCGCACGCGCGUCCUCUACGUGCACAACAGCCCCGGAGCACACCUGCUCCCGGACAAGGUCACACACACGGUGAACAAAGGCGACACGGCCGUGCUUGUGGCACGUGUGCGCAAGGAGAAGCAGACAGAUGUGAUCUGGAAGAGCAACGGAUCCUACUUCUACACCCUGGACUGGCAUGAGGCCCAGGAUGGACGGUUCCUGAUGGAGCUCCCAAAUGUGCAGCCACCAGCAAGUGGUAUCUACAGUGCCACCUACCUGGAAACCAGCCCCCUAGGCAGCGCCUUCUUCCGGCUCAUCGUGAGGGGCUGUAGGGCAGGGCGCUGGGGACCAGACUGCACCAAGGAGUGCCCGGGUUGCCUGCACGGAGGUGUCUGCCAUGAUCAGGAUGGCGAGUGUGUGUGUCCCCCUGGAUUCACUGGCACCCGCUGUGAGCAGGCCUGUAGAGAGGGCCGUUUUGGGCAGAGCUGCCAGGAGCAGUGCCCUGGCACAUCGGGCUGCCGAGGUCUCACAUUCUGCCUCCCGGACCCUUAUGGCUGUUCUUGUGGAUCUGGCUGGAGAGGAAGCCAGUGCCAGGAAGCCUGUGCCCCUGGCCACUUUGGGGCAGAUUGCCACCUCCAGUGCCAGUGUCGGAACGGUGGUACAUGUGACCGCUUCAGCGGCUGUGUCUGUCCCUCUGGCUGGCAUGGAAUGCACUGUGAGAAGUCAGACCGGAUCCCCCAGAUCCUGGAUGUAGCCUCAGAAAUGGAGUUCAACUUAGAGACUACACCCCGGAUCAACUGUGCAGCCGCGGGGAACCCGUUCCCAGUACGGGGCAGCAUGGAGCUCCGGAAGCCCGACGGCACGGUCCUCCUGUCCACCAAGGCCAUUGUGGAGCCAGACAGGACCACAGCUGAGUUCGAGGUGCCCCGCUUGGCACUUGGCGACAGUGGGCUCUGGGAGUGCCGCGUGUCCACAUCUGGUGGCCAAGACAGCCGACGUUUCAGGGUCAAUGUCAAAGUGCCCCCAGUGCCCCUGACUGCUCCUCGGCUCCUGGCCAAGCAGAGCCGCCAGCUCGUGGUCUCCCCACUGGUCUCCUUUUCCGGGGACGGACCCAUCACCUCUGUCCGCCUGCACUACCGGCCCCAGGAUAGCACCAUGGCCUGGUCUGCCAUUGUGGUGGACCCCAGCGAGAAUGUGACUUUAAUGAACCUGAGGCCGAAGACAGGAUACAGUGUCCGCGUACAACUGAGCCGGCCAGGGGAAGGAGGGGAGGGGGCCUGGGGGCCUCCCACCCUCAUGACCACAGACUGUCCUGAGCCCUCGUUGCAGCCGUGGCUGGAGGGCUGGCACGUGGAGGGUCCUGACCGGUUGCGAGUGAGCUGGUCCUUACCCUCGGUGCCUGGGCCACUGGUGGGCGAUGGUUUCCUGCUGCGCCUGUGGGAUGGGACACGGGGACAGGAGCGGCGGGAGAAUGUCUCGUCCCCCCAGGCCCGCACCGCUCUCCUGACUGGACUCACGCCUGGCACCCCCUACCAGCUGGAUGUACGGCUCUACCACUGUACCCUCCUGGGCCCUGCCUCGCCCCCCGCACGUGUGCUCCUGCCCCCCAGCGGACCCCCAGCUCCCCGACACCUCCGUGCCCAAGCCCUCUCAGACUCUGAGAUCCAGCUGACAUGGCAGCGCCCAGAGGCUUCGAUUGGGCCUAUAUCCAAGUACAUCGUGGAGGUGCAGGUGGCUGGGGGCUCAGGAGACCCGCUAUGGAUGGACGUGGACAGGCCCGAGGAGACAAGCACCAUUGUCCGUGGCCUUAAUGCUAGUACGCGUUACCUCUUCCGUGUGCGGGCCAGUAUCCAGGGUCCCGGAGACUGGAGCAGUGUGGCAGAGGAGUCCACCCUGGGCAAUGGGCUGCAGAGUGAGGGUCCGGUCCAAGAGGUCCAAGCAGCCGAAGAGGGUCUGGACCGGCAGCUGAUACUGGCCGUAGUGGGCUCCGUGUCAGCCACCUGCCUCACCAUCCUGGCGGCUCUCCUGACGCUCGUGUGCAUCCGCAGAAGCUGCCUGCACCGCCGACGCACCUUCACCUACCAGUCGGGCUCGGGCGAAGAAACCAUCCUGCAGUUCAGCUCAGGCACCUUGACGCUAACCCGGCGGCCCAAACCACAGCCUGAGCCCUUGAGUUAUCCAGUGCUGGAGUGGGAAGACAUCACCUUUGAGGACCUCAUCGGGGAGGGGAACUUCGGUCAGGUCAUCCGGGCCAUGAUCAAGAAGGACGGACUCAAGAUGAACGCGGCCAUCAAGAUGUUAAAAGAGUAUGCCUCUGAAAAUGACCAUCGGGACUUUGCGGGAGAACUAGAAGUUCUGUGCAAACUGGGACAUCACCCCAAUAUCAUCAACCUCUUGGGGGCUUGUGAGAACCGAGGUUACCUGUAUAUCGCUAUCGAAUAUGCCCCCUACGGGAACCUACUAGACUUUCUGCGGAAGAGCCGGGUCCUGGAGACAGACCCAGCCUUCGCCAGAGAGCACGGCACAGCCUCCACCCUCAGCUCCCGGCAGCUGCUACGUUUUGCCAGUGAUGCCGCCAAUGGCAUGCAGUACCUGAGCGAGAAACAGUUCAUCCACAGGGACCUCGCGGCCCGCAAUGUGCUGGUGGGAGAGAACCUGGCCUCCAAGAUCGCCGACUUUGGCCUUUCUCGGGGGGAGGAGGUUUAUGUGAAGAAGACCAUGGGACGUCUCCCGGUGCGCUGGAUGGCCAUCGAGUCUCUGAACUACAGCGUCUAUACCACCAAGAGUGAUGUUUGGUCCUUUGGGGUCCUCCUCUGGGAGAUCGUGAGCCUUGGGGGCACGCCUUACUGCGGCAUGACCUGUGCUGAGCUCUAUGAGAAGCUACCUCAGGGCUACCGCAUGGAACAGCCUCGUAACUGUGACGACGAAGUGUACGAGCUGAUGCGUCAGUGCUGGCGGGACCGUCCAUAUGAGCGACCUCCCUUUGCUCAGAUUGCGCUGCAGCUGGGCCGGAUGCUGGAAGCCAGGAAGGCCUAUGUGAACAUGUCGCUGUUUGAGAACUUCACUUACGCGGGCAUCGACGCCACAGCCGAGGAGGCCUGAGCGGCUGUCAGGCCAGUACCAGGCUCUGCGGGCCAGAGCAAACUCCACUCUCCAGCCUGUGCCUUCUGAUCCUUGUGGCCUCUGGCCUGAGCUGCCUCGAGGAAUUUUUUUUUUAACUUAAGAAAAGAGGGGAUCCUGGCCACCUGGGUGGCUCUGUUGGUCGAGCAUCUAAC